Messenger RNA from Haemorhous mexicanus (house finch), 5443 nucleotides. RefSeq names its product proteoglycan 4 (gene PRG4). The transcript has 12 exons. The record is from RefSeq and is a predicted model, not a curated record. The coding region runs from base 113 to 5350 and encodes 1745 amino acids. Lineage: Eukaryota; Metazoa; Chordata; Aves; Passeriformes; Fringillidae.
UCAUUGAUGGUGUGUUUAACAAACUGCCUAAUUACCUGACCCCAGCAUAGUUCCAAAGCAAUAUAUAAGGACUCUGGAACAGCCCUGGGAGCAGACACACUCUCUGCUAGGAAUGAUGUUGUACCUGAAAGUUAUGAUCACAUGGAACAUACUAUGCAUAUCCCUGGUGGUCCUAUCACUGUCCUUGAUUCCAGAAGUGUCUUCUCAAGAUGUAUCGAGCUGUACAGGGAGAUGUGGGGCAGGGUACUCUAGAGAGCAUGACUGCCAGUGUGAUUUUAACUGUCACCACUACAUGGAGUGCUGCCCUGACUUCAGGAAAGUCUGCACAGUGGCCAUCUCCUGCGAGGGACGCUGCUUCGAAGCCUUCGAGAGGGGAAGGGAGUGUGACUGCGAUGCCGACUGCGAGCGAUACGGAAAAUGCUGCCCAGACUACGCCAAGCACUGUAAAGAGGCGCACACAGAAAAGCCAACCCCGGAGACUCCCCCAGAAAACAAAUCAACAUCUAAAAGGUCCUCCAUAGAUGAGGAAGAGUCACCAGAGGAAACUGGGGAAGAUCCUGAAAUCCAAGUGACUACUCCUGCCCCAACCACAGAACCUGCAGAGACAACCCCUGAGGCCACAGAGGAACCAGCGACUGAAGCCGAGCCUCCCACUCCGGAUACAGCAGAUGUGACCCCUGAUGCCACAGAGGAGCCACUGACUGAAAUGGACGCGACCGACCUGCCCCCAACACAAGACCCAACCCCUGAUGCCACUGAGGCAGCAGCAACUGACACUGAGCCUCCCACCAGCCCCACACCAGAGGAGACAACCCCAGAGGAGCCAACAACACCAGCACCAGAGGAGACAACCCCAGAGGAGCCAACAACACCAGCACCAGAGGAGACAACCCCAGAGGAGCCAACAACAGCAGCACCAGAGGAGACAACCCCAGAGGAGCCAACAACAGCAGCACCAGAGGAGACAACCCCAGAGGAGCCAACAACAGCAGCACCAGAGGAGACAACCCCAGAGGAGCCAACAACACCAGCACCAGAGGAGACAACCCCAGAGGAGCCAACAACACCAGCACCAGAGGAGACAACCCCAGAGGAACCAACAACACCAGCACCAGAGGAGACAACCCCAGAGGAGCCAACAACACCAGCACCAGAGGAGACAACCCCAGAGGAGCCAACAACAGCAGCACCAGAGGAGACAACCCCAGAGGAGUCAACAACACCAGCACCAGAGGAGACAACCCCCCUGCCAGAGGAGACAACCCCAGAGGAACCAACAACACCAGCACCAGAGGAGACAACCCCAGAGGAGCCAACAACACCAGCACCAGAGGAGACAACCCCAGAGGAGCCAACAACAGCAGCACCAGAGGAGACAACCCCAGAGGAGCCAACAACACCAGCACCAGAGGAGACAACCCCAGAGGAGCCAACAACAGCAGCACCAGAGGAGACAACCCCCCUGCCAGAGGAGACAACCCCAGAGGAGCCCACAACACCAACACCAGAGGAAACAAGCCCAGAGGAGCCUACAACGCCACCACCAGAGGAGACAACCCCAGAGGAGCCAACAACAGCAGCACCAGAGGAGACAACCCCAGAGGAGCCAACAACACCAGCACCAGAGGAGACAACCCCAGAGGAGCCUACAACGCCACCACCAGAGGAGACAACCCCAGAGGAGCCAACAACAGCAGCACCAGAGGAGACAACCCCAGAGGAGCCAACAACACCAGCACCAGAGGAGACAACCCCAGAGGAGCCAACAACACCAGCACCAGAGGAGACAACCCCAGAGGAGCCAACAACAGCAGCACCAGAGGAGACAACCCCAGAGGAGCCAACAACACCAGCACCACAGGAGACAACCCCAGAGGAGCCCACAACACCAACACCAGAGGAGACAACCCCCCCACCAGAGGAGACAAGCCCUGAGGAGCCUACAACGCCACCACCAGAGGAGACAACCCCAGAGGAGCCAACAACACCAGCACCAGAGGAGACAACCCCCCCACCAGAGGAGACGACAACACCAGCACCAGAGGAACCAACAACACCAGCACCAGAGGAGACAACCCCAGAGGAGCCCACAACAGCAGCACCAGAGGAGACAACCCCAGAGGAGCCUACAACGCCACCACCAGAGGAGGUAACCCCAGAGGAGCCCACAACACCAGCACCAGAGGAGACAACCCCUGAGGAGCCAACAACACCAGCACCAGAGGAGACAACCCCAGAGGAGCCAACAACAGCAGCACCAGAGGAGACAACCCCAGAGGAGCCAACAACACCAGCACCAGAGGAGACAACCCCAGAGGAGCCCACAACACCAACACCAGAGGAGACAACCCCCCCACCAGAGGAGACAAGCCCUGAGGAGCCUACAAUGCCACCACCAGAGGAGACAACCCCAGAGGAGCCAACAACACCAGCACCAGAGGAGACAACCCCCCCACCAGAGGAGACGACAACACCAGUACCAGAGGAACCAACAACACCAGCACCAGAGGAACCAACAACACCAGCACCAGAGGAGACAACCCCAGAGGAGCCCACAACGCCACCACCAGAGGAGGUAACCCCAGAGGAGCCCACAACACCAGCACCAGAGGAGACAACCCCCCCACCAGAGGAGACAAGCCCUGAGGAGCCUACAACAACACCACCAGAGGAGACAACCCCAGAGGAACCGACAACCCCAGAGGAGCCGACAACUCCCAAACCAGAGGAGACAACCCCAGAGGAGCCAACAACACCAACACCAGAGGAGACAACCCCAGAGGAGCCAACAACUCCCAAACCUGAAGAGACAACCCCAGAGGAGUCAACAACACCAGCACCAGAGGAGACAACCCCCCCACCAGAGGAGACAACCCCAGAGGAGCCCACAACACCAACACCAGAGGAGACAACCCCCCCACCAGAGGAGACAAGCCCUGAGGAGCCUACAACACCACCACCAGAGGAGACAACCCCAGAGGAGCCAACAACACCAGCACCAGAGGAGACAACCCCAGAAGAACUAACAACACCACCACCAGAGGAGACAACCCCCCCACCAGAGGAGACGACAACACCAGCACCAGAGGAACCAACAACACCAGCCCCAGAGGAAUCAACAACACCAGCACCAGAGGAGACAACCCCAGAGGAGCCAACAACACCAGCACCACAGGAGACAACCCCAGAGGAGCCCACAACACCACCACCAGAGGAGACAACCCCCCCACCAGAGGAGACAAGCCCUGAGGAGCCCACAACACCACCACCAGAGGAGACAACCCCAGAGGAACCAACAACACCAGCCCCAGAGGAGACAACCCCAGAGGAACCAACAACCCCAGAGGAGCCGACAGCACCAGAGGAGCCGACAACUCCCAAACAAGAGGAGACAAGCCCUGAGGAGCCGACAACUCCCAAACCAGAGGAGACAACCCCAGAGGAGCCAACAACUCCCAAACCAGAGGAGACAACCCCAGAGGAGCCGACAACUCCCAAACCAGAGGAGACAACCCCAGAGGAGCCGACAACGAUCAAACCCAAAGAGCGAACCCCAGAGGAGCCAACCACCUUGGCAGACUCUCCCACCACCUCCAAACCUGAAGAAACAACCCCAGAAGAGCCAACAACCAAGGCAGACUCUCCCACCAUCCCUAAAGCAGAGGAUGCUGACUCUCCAACCAUCCCUGUAGCCCCUGAGACCAGUAAAGCCACGGUUCCUCCUAGCAGUGCUGCACCCACAACAGUUGGGAAAGACUCCCCCACAACUGCGGCAGGCAUGAUGCUUUCAGAUACCACAGUGGAGAACAAGGAGACAACAACACCAAAGAAAGACAGAACUACUCUGCUUAAAGACAUUUUCACAGCUGCAACUGGGAAAGACACAGUUACUGUUGCUAUAGUGACAACAGCUAAACCAGGAGAUUCUCCUAAAGGUAUGGAUGACAUUCCAAACACAGCUCCUACAGCCAAGGAACCUGUCACUGCAGCAGCUGAAUCAGAAACAACUUCUACAGACACCAAGACUGCAACACCAGCAGCCACAGCUCCCUUGCCCAGUCCUACUGUGUUGGUAACAACCAUCAACGAAGAUUCAACUCCUCAGCCAAGUGAGGCUGUAACACCAAAUGAAAAAGAGACAACUACAGACACUGAGCAGGCUGGGCCAGCAGCAGACAAAGACAGCCCAGGUGCUACCUGUAUUAUUGUGGAGAUGACAACAGCUGGUAAAAAAGAGGAAACAACCAUUAAAGAAAUGGGCACCACACCUGAAAAAGAAAUGGAAGAUGUCACUGAAAAGGCCCCUGGUACUGCCAAAGAAGAGGUAACUACAGUUACCAAAGAAACCACAACAAGGGAUAAAAAGGACACAAUAGAAGAAAUGUAUCUUGUGUCUAAUGGGACAUCCAAGCCAACAAUACAUUUCCAGGAGGUCACUGAGGCCACAGAAGAGCCUCAUCCAAUUGAACCUGAAACUCUGCCAGCAAAAGAGCCUGAGAUAAUCAAGCCUUUAAUACAAGUUGGGGACCUGCCAAUGUUCCCUGGAGAAACACCAGAGAAGAACGACGAGAAGGACCUGUGCAGCGGCAAGCCAGCGGACGGCAUGGUGGCCCUGCCCAAUGGCACCCUGGCUGUCUUCCGAGGUCACUAUUACUGGCUGCUGAACGGCCGGAGCCCGCCGACCACCAACCCCCGCCGGAUCAGCGACGGCUGGGGCAUCCCCUCGCCCAUCGACUCCGUCUUCUCCAGGUGCAACUGCGAUGGGAAAACCUUCUUCAUCAAGGGUCCCCUGUACUGGCGUUUCACUAAUGGUGUUAUGGAUAAUGGCUAUCCCAAACCUCUCGCGACUGGAUUUGCAGGGUUAAGUGGGAGAAUAGUAGCAACCCUCCCUGUGGCAAGAUACAACAGCAGACCAGAAUCUGUUUAUUUUAUCAAAAGAGAUGGAAACAUGCAGCAGUACGUGUACAGACAAGAACCAGCCAAGAAGUGUCAAAGAAGAGCCCGGGUCACCAUCAGAUACCCAGCCUUUGUCCCCAGAGUUGUCAUCCGGCGGCGCUUCCAGCGUGCUGUGCGAAUGCCGACCGUCAUCCGCACCGUCAGGAUCAACCCCCAUGCCUCAGGAGUUCUGCGCAAGGAAAUCCAAAUGACAACGUACUGGAGAGGGCUCCCCAAGGUUGUCCACUCAACUCUCUCUGUGCCCAACCAGAACAAGCCCGAUGGCUAUGACUACUAUGCCUUCUCUUACAAUCGGUACUACAGUUUGGAUAUUGGCAAAAGAAUAGCACGGCCUGUAACUGCUCUCACAGGAAAGACUGUAACCAAAGACUGGUACAACUGUCCCAGCAAGUGAUGCACAGCAGAGGAGUUUAAAUCAAGAUGCCAUUUGGAUGUCAAUGUUUUUUCUAAUUUUAUUAAUAAAAGACAUUGAAAUAUGUGCACACAA